This is a messenger RNA of Prunus armeniaca (apricot), 390 nucleotides long. NCBI's taxonomy places the organism in Eukaryota, Viridiplantae, Streptophyta, Magnoliopsida, Rosales, Rosaceae. The record is from the annotation of a GenBank genome assembly.
AUGCUAACAUGGCCAACAAAAAGGAGACCUGCCCUUUUAUUCCUUCUUCCUCCUCUUACGGUGACCCCUGCCCGGAUCUCUUUUUCAACGCCCUCAUACCAGACGACUGGAGUUCGACACGGCCGUACUUUGGCUUCACCAGAACCACCCCAAGACUUCGUUCAACACAUUUCUCGGAUCCACGACCGCGGCGGAGGAUCGGGUUAUAUCCGUGGCUAUUUUCUUGGCGUGGUUCAUAAGUCCCCUCGCGUACUCAUUGGCAUCGAUGCCUUUCCUGGCCCAACCGCCGAUGCCAUUCGCCACUCCGAUAGUCUGGGCAUCAUAGCAGAUGAAGUGGGCGUCUUCGCUCAAGGGUCUUUCCUGGUUCUCUCAAAGAAUCUAAAAGAGUAA